UCAACGAACUUUUCGUAGAAAGGGUCAACAAGUGGCAAGCAAAGUAGCAUUUUGUACUUUGAAACUAAGAUUUAUUAAUGGAAACGAUUGAAUUGUUAGUACUUUAUACUGUAUUCCGUGUUCUUACACGCGAGUGAUAUUUAGAAGUAGAGUCAUUUACCAUUGGGCUUGCUUUGAAAACAACCGAAGUACCUAUCUCGUGAGCUGUUGUUUAUUUUUCUUAGCUCAAAUUCCACACUCGUGUUUACUAGUGAUCUGCGUUGUUACUCGCUAUGGCUGGUAAAUUUUACUUCGUCGUGGCGUUAAUCUGUGUGGUGCCCAUAAUUUACGCCUGUAAUGAAGCUAUAUGUGCCAGUGUGGUGUCCAAGUGCAUGCUUACUCAGUCAUGUAAAUGUGAUUUGAAGGACUGUUCUUGUUGUAAAGACUGCUUCAACUGCCUCAGCUACCUUUACGACGAAUGCUGCAGUUGUGUGGACAUGUGUCCAAAACCCAAUGACACACAUACAGAGUUGUCAAAGUCCUCAUAUGUAGAAGAGUUAGUUGAUGGUGUUCCUGGUCUAUUCUCCGCUCUGACGAGUGAGGCUGAUCCACGAGAGAGAUGGCUGUCAAUUACAUACCCUGUUGAUUUCGACCUGUCCAAGUACAUGCCAGCAUCUGAAAAGCAAGUGGUGUAUCAUUUACAGAGUAUCGAACAGGAGGCGGAGCCAGUAAGCCGUGAUAUAAUAACCCUGAAUUGCACUGUUGCGUAUUUGUCGCAGUGCAUGUCGAGCGACAAAUGUCGCGCGUCUUGUCGCUCCAUGGGCGCCAAUAGUCUACGGUGGUUCCACGACGGAUGCUGCGAAUGCGUUGGCGAAAAAUGUUUAUACUAUGGGAUCAAUGAAAGCAGAUGCCUGGCCUGCCCGAGCGGCAAGGGUUCGCCCGUGAUCGUGGACGACGACCUGUCUUACGACGAGCUGGACUAUGGAGAGGAAGUGGACACGCAGUCAGUGUAGAUGUAACAUUAGAAUGUACAUACAGACAGAAUCAUAGAAAUGUGACGCUUCGAUUCAGGUAAUUUGUUUGACAAUGUUCUAGGUUGGUGGUAAAUUAUACACCAUAUUUCAGAUAUAGAUUAGUUGAUUUGAAUUUGUAGAACGUAUAUGAUAUUUAAUUAUUUGGAAAACUAGGACUUACGAUAAAAAAAUUGAUAAUAACAAGAUUAGGAACAUUAAACCGCGAACAAGUGUUUGUUAAUUGAGAAUUUUUAAAUUUCUGGCUCUCUGAUAACAUCUGAGAUUCUGUCCACUCAAUUCAACGUGAGAUUUUUCGAAAUGUGUGCUCCUUGUAUAAAUAUGUUGGUUUAUUCUAUAUCCAAUAUAUGUUAUAUAAUAUAUCCAAUAUAUGUUUAUACAAUUCCAGCAAGAAUUUCAAAAAAAUACUCAAUGGGCAAUUGUUUCCUUCAGUUUUAUUAUAUGAAUCUAGUUUUUGCGUGUCGCUAUCAUGUGGUGUAUUUAUUUAUUGCCGGUCACUUGUAGUUGAAAAAAUGCCUAUGUAGAGUUAGUUAUACGCUUUGCAAGACACACAGUCCAGUAUGUUUUUGCAUAUGUAUUACUUAUUGUGUAGUCGUUGGCAUCCCAGCAACAAUGGCAAAAAAGAAAAAUUGUUUUGUAAUCAAUUUAAUAAGAUAAUAAUACAAAGCGCUCCACAAGAGAUGAAACCUGACGUAACUAUGGUUUGCCUGCGCAGUAGACUAUUUUGCCCGCAACUUCGCCCGCGUUCACCCUUAGGGAUGAAAUUUUCAAAGGAGCUUCUAAACAUAAGGUAGACGUUACACGUCUUAGUCACAUUCUACCUACCUUCCUGCCAAAUUUCAUCUUAAUUGGCCUUAACAUUUUCUAACUCACUCUAACUAGUGAGUAAAUGUUUUUCACUUUUAUAUGUAUAUUGCUUUUGCGCACGCAAAAUAAUUUAAAAUUCUUCAAUUUUUACUGAGCAGGAGAGCGAAAUUCUCUACUCCCCAAACCAUAGGAAAUCAGGUCUCAUCUUUCGUGGCGCGUAAUAUACCUACUCAAAAUAGUCAAGUAUUUUGACUUUAUAACCCAUCGUUAUUAUAAUCAGAUUCUAAUAAACAAAUUUGUGCUCCUUUUCUAUGCAAAAUGAUACUGAUCAGUGUGUCCUUAGCCACAAAUUAAUAGCCAUAUUUUGUAUUUGUAGAUUAAAAUAGGUAGGUAUAUAGGUGUAGAUUAAGUAUUUGUAACAGUUAUCUAUUGUAUACUUCUAAAUAGUGUAGAUGAGAGAAUGUAUAAAUUUAUGCCGGCUAUACAUUGCCUCGAUACAGUUUGCCGAAGGCAGAUUUGGUAUAGUUUGAUGGAUUUUCAUUGCGGUAAAUAAAAUCUCUCAUACUAACUACGCAAUAUCGCGGUUCAGUUCGCCCAACAUGGCAGAUUCGGCAUACAUUGCUGAGUUUUCACUUCGGUAAAAAAUACACUCACACAAAUUACGCAAUGUGUGUAGCCGACAUAAAAUACGCCAUCAAUAUUAUAGCACUUCGUGUAGUUUCGGCCGCUCUUCAUUCUCCAAUAGAUGGCACUAGCUUAGUAUACUUCGGCUGUCUACUGAAGUGACACCCAGGUGAACAAAUAUUUUAAGAACGGCAAUGGUAAAAGUAACAGUAAUUACAAUUGAAAAUAAGAAUUAUUUCCAAAGCCGAAAUGACGAAUUAGCUUAAUUUUCAAAACCAUGUAUCAAAAGAUACAUGAAAAGAGUCACAAUGUUAAUUCAAUACAUACAGCAUUUAUAUGUAAAGAAAGACCCUUAAAUAAUCAAUUAAUAGAUCAACAAUUAAAAACUAUAGUGACUAUGAAGUUAUAAAUAACUCUGGAGAAAAUUCUGCUAACAAUUUUUAUACUGCGAGGGCGAGGCCUAUACAUAUAUUGGCAUAGCCUGUUAACUUACCAAGCAAUGCCUUGGCUUAGCUAAAGUAGGCUUCAAAGUAUACCUUGCUUGAUGAUAGAUAUAUGUAUACAUAUAUCUAUCAUAGGUAUAAUGUAAUAUAUAAUAUUUUCUCAAAAGUGUUUUCUUCAGUACUAUGUAUAGCUUCAUAUAGUUACGGGACAGUAAAUUUAACCAUAUCAGGUUUGGGAAAUAUUUUUUUAAGAUCUUUUUAUGUGGUUAAGUUUUUAACGUGUCAACUACAACAUCGUCAGAAAUAAAACGCUUUUAUUAUAUUAUUUUAUUAUAUUAUUUAAAAAAAGUUUGAUAAAUAUUAUUUAUCAUCGCUGUCUAAAUAUACAUCGAAUAGUUAAGUCACUGAUAGUUUUUUAUCUCUGAUACCCCCAUUAUAAAUUGGGUUAUUUUUAUUACGAAAUUAAUCUAUGUGUAAUCUGUCCGUCCUUACAAAUUGGUAUUAUGUUAUUGAGAUUAUAUUUCGCCUACAGUAGUUGUAAUCUAGUGUAUAUAUAUUUUUAAUUUAAAUUGUUUCACGAAAUCUCCACAGUGCCAAAAUAUAUUGAUAAAAAAUUAUGCCCGCCCAUGUUGUGCCUGUGUAGGUCCAAAGAUGUCAUUCUGAGGCAGGCGGGGGUAUAUCACGUCGCUGACCAUAGACGGUCAGCGACGUGAUAUAUAACUCCGCCUGUCAAACCACAAAUAUGUAUACUACGUUGUUUCUUAUGAGCCCAACAUGUAAACAAUCUUCACAGUAUUGUUGAAAUUUGUUGAAAAUAAAUCAAAAUAUAAGCUCAAACCUAUACAUUCAAGUUAUUUGCUAAAAGGUCCGUUUUAGUUCAUGUCGCUGUAAAAUCAUAAUAAAAUAAUAAAAACACAUGCUAAUAUUGUUUACUUAAAGGAUUUGUAAUAAAAACCGGUGUUAAAUACUCUUUAUUAUACUGGACCACAACCCUCAUCAGUGAGUUCAUUGAUCCCUAGGUGGAUAAAACACCAACGAGGCUAUAAUGAAAAUUGGGACCUAAAUGGUUCCCAUACCAUAGAACUAUUUCAUUAGACCUCAUUCCUACUAGCCACAGACCAUUUAGCUAAGGGGUCUGUGCUACUAGCGCUUGGUCAAUGCCUGAUGUUCUGUGGACGACGCCUAAGACAGCUAAUAAUGCUGCGUACACAACGAACCAACAAAUUUUUAGCAUACCGUGACGUAAAUACCCAUGACGGAAAAAGUAUAAGCUGAAUAAACUUCGUUGGCUAAGUGUGCACGUAGCGUUAUAAGUGUAACAGAGAAAAAUAUCACGGGUCGUUGACCGUUCGUCGCAUAACCUCUAAGGUCCAUUAUUACAGCAAAAUAAUCUAAAGCAUUUAAUAAUUUUAUAUAAAUUCUUUAAUUCGCACUAUCAUUAUUAUAAAUCAUUCGAUUAAAACAGUUUAGGCGGUAUAUUUUUUAAAUGAGCGAGAUAAAUGUGCUGUCUUACUCAUCAUAAAUUCGUCUGACUGAGAUAGAAUGAUUUGCGCAACAUUAUUUAAUGAAGGUCAUAUCUUAUCACAUGUCAACAAUGAGAAACACCAUGUUGUAAACUUUGUCAAUAUUUGAUUUCGCUAAUUCAAGAAAGAGAAAUGAGUAUUGGAAAUACAUAAGAUGAAAAGGGACAGGGCGUUAAUUCAAACUUUAGUUUUCUUUGUCUUUGCACUAUGUGCUACGCCAACAUGACCUACGCCUUUGUCAAGCAUUAAAUUUGUCAAAUUUAAUUGAAAUGUAUAUUAUAAGUUGUAUAUGUACACGACUUUUAUAUUAUUUUCAUAAAAUGUGCCUUAUUUAUUAAUUAUAAUAAGCUUUUUAUAACGCGUAGUCACAGAUCUGAGACGUAGUAGUUGUUAAGGAUAUUUUUGAUAUUGUUUACACUAUUGUAAUUUUUAUAAUGUAAUAAAUUGUAUCGUUGUACAA
This is a messenger RNA of Plodia interpunctella (Indianmeal moth), 4867 nucleotides long. It is a transcript of the gene cv, whose product is annotated as crossveinless. Gene Ontology annotation, biological process: regulation of BMP signaling pathway. NCBI's taxonomy places the organism in Eukaryota, Metazoa, Arthropoda, Insecta, Lepidoptera, Pyralidae. The transcript is spliced from 5 exons. The coding region runs from base 273 to 992 and encodes 239 amino acids. The record is from RefSeq and is a predicted model, not a curated record.